AUGAAUAUGGAGGAGCUGGAGUCAGCAGGCCUCAAAUCGGAGGCAGUAUCAGCCGGGGCAGGAGAGAACCCCUGCCUUGUCCGGUUGGGAACUGCCAGUCAGUCCUUAAGAUGGAGAAUGCCUUCGCACAUAAAACAGGAACCUGAACAGGGGCUGCUGUCACAGGGCUGGGAUGCCCCAUGGCAGGAGCUCCUGAGGGGAAUGGAGUCUCCAUACUCGGUGCAAGGAAGCGAGCGGCUGCGGGAGACAUCGCUUUUGGAUCCCUUUGAGGAAGCGGCCACCACUAUGAGCUGCCAGCCUGGAAACGAGGCCUUGACCCAACCCAUGCUAGGCCUCAGUGGAACGACACAGCCAGCUGACAGCAAGCUGGAUGCCGGAGAGAGGGGAGAUCGCAGGGCAGUGAAAGAGGAGAUGGAGGCCAAGGAGAGCAUCGGCUCAGAUGUCCAUCGCCAGGUCUUCAGGGGAUUCUGCUACCAGGAAGCCAAGGGGCCCCGAGAGGUGUGCAGCCGUCUGUGGGAGCUUUGCCACCAGUGGCUGCAGCCUGGAAGGCGCACCAAGGAGCAGAUCCUGGAGCUGUUGAUCCUGGAGCAGUUCCUGACUGUCCUGCCACCGGAAAUGCAAGGGUGGGUGAAGGAAGGGGGUGUAGAGACCUGCACCCAGGCAGUGGCCCUGGCAGAAGGAUUCCUGGAGAAGCAGCGCAAGGGUGCUACACCGGAAGAGCAGGUGCCGGGCCUGUUCCACGUUGUGACUCUGAACUUCUCGGACGCUGAGCUGGUCUCGUCAGAACACUUGCGGAGGCAUCCUGGCAGGGAAGUCAAGGAGGAGGAGGCAGAGGGAGGUGCCACCUCACUUGAUAGACAUAGAAGAACCCACACAGGAGAGAGACCAUAUAAAUGCCUUGAGUGUGGGAAAACCUUUAGCUGGAGCUCACACCUUAAGAGCCACAAGAGAAUCCAUACAGGAGAGAGGCCCUAUAAAUGCUCAGUCUGCAGCAAAAGCUUUCUUAAUAGCUCGGGUGUCAUUCGGCAUCAGAGAACUCACACAGGGGAGAAACUUUUUGAAUGCUCAAACUGUAGCAAAAGCUGUGGCGCCAAAUCAAGCCUUAUCAAUCAUCAGACCAUCCACACGGGAGAGAAAUCAUAUCAGUGUUUAGAGUGUGGGAAAAGCUUCAACUGGAGCCACACCCUAGUUAGACAUCAGAGAAUCCACACCACAGAGAAACUGUAUAAGUGCUCAGAGUGUGUGAAAAGCUUCAGUCUGAUUCAGCACGUCAUUAGACAUCAAAAGAAUCAUACUGGAGUGAAAUCACAUCAAUGCUCGGACUGUAGCAAGAGUUUCCUUGACAAAUCGAGCCUCGUUAAACAUCAGAGAAUCCACACAGGUGAGAAACCAUAUACCUGUUCAGACUGUGGGAAAAGCUUCAGUCACAACCAACACCUUAUAAGACAUCGGAUAGUUCACACAGGAGAGAGGCUACAAAAGCAGAGCUGCAGAUAUGCCAUUAUUCCACCCAAGUGUGGAAAAGCUACAUAA
This is a messenger RNA of Rhineura floridana, 1533 nucleotides long. RefSeq names its product zinc finger and SCAN domain-containing protein 31-like. NCBI's taxonomy places the organism in Eukaryota, Metazoa, Chordata, Lepidosauria, Squamata, Rhineuridae. The record is from RefSeq and is a predicted model, not a curated record. Gene Ontology annotation, molecular function: DNA-binding transcription factor activity, RNA polymerase II-specific; RNA polymerase II cis-regulatory region sequence-specific DNA binding. The coding region runs from base 1 to 1533 and encodes 510 amino acids. Gene Ontology annotation, biological process: regulation of transcription by RNA polymerase II. The transcript has 3 exons.